AUGUCAGACACCGCAGUAGCAUCCGAAGCACCGGCGCCGGCGACACCCGCGAAGAAACCGAAAACAUCGGCGGGCGCCGGCAGCGCUGCCGCCAAGAAGCCGAAGGCGAAGCCCACCCAUCCUAAAACUUCCGAGAUGGUGAACAGCGCGAUCAAGGAGCUAAAGGAGAGGAGCGGCUCGUCGCUGCAGGCCAUCAAAAAGUACAUCGCCGCCCAGUACAAGGUAGACGCGGAGAAGAUGGCACCUUUCAUCAGGAAGUACCUGAAGAGCGCCGUCGAAUCCGGCGCGCUGAUCCAGACCAAGGGCAAGGGCGCGUCGGGCUCGUUCAAGCUCGAGUCGAAGUCGUCCGCGUCCAAGAAGCCCGCCGGCGGCAAGGGCGCCGCCGCGUCCGCCGCCUCCGCGAGGGCCAAGAAGGCCGCCUCCACCGCGGCCGCGGCCGGCGCGAAGGGCGGCAAGAAGGCCACCGCCGCGGCGGCCGCCUCGUCCCCGUCUCGGGCGAAGACCGCCGCCGCGACCGCCAGGGACAAGAAGGCCGCCGCGGCCAAGAGGAAGAAGCCGGCCGCGAAGAAGACCUCCGUCGCCGCCGCGUCCCCGGCCAAGGCCAAGGGGGCCGCCUCCAAGGCGAAGAAGACCGCCAAGCCGCCCACGAAGAAACCUAAAGCGCCGAAACCGAAGAAGGCCGCGCCCAAGUCGAAACCCGCCGCCAAGAAGGCCGCCGCUGCUAAAAAGUAAGCUCAGCUCCACUGGCUGCCGCCUUCGGCCUUCGUCGAACUGCUCGCUAAUCGCCGUACGUACGUGCGUGCCUGCCUGCCGCUCGCUGCUCGAUGCGGCGGACGGACGACGGAUCGGCGAUGAUGCGCGCGUUCAAGAGUUCUGCGUGCGGCUUUACAACCGCAACAAUAAAAAGCCCUUUUCAGGGCUAACACACAUUUCCUAGAUACCUACCGAAUAUAAUUG
Messenger RNA from Maniola jurtina (meadow brown), 957 nucleotides. RefSeq names its product histone H1B-like. Lineage: Eukaryota; Metazoa; Arthropoda; Insecta; Lepidoptera; Nymphalidae. Gene Ontology annotation, cellular component: nucleus; nucleosome. Gene Ontology annotation, molecular function: structural constituent of chromatin; double-stranded DNA binding; nucleosomal DNA binding. The record is from RefSeq and is a predicted model, not a curated record. Bases 1 to 732 code for a protein of 243 amino acids. The transcript has a single exon. Gene Ontology annotation, biological process: chromosome condensation; negative regulation of DNA recombination; nucleosome assembly.